Messenger RNA from Prunus avium (sweet cherry), 1447 nucleotides. NCBI's taxonomy places the organism in Eukaryota, Viridiplantae, Streptophyta, Magnoliopsida, Rosales, Rosaceae. The record is from RefSeq and is a predicted model, not a curated record.
GAAGAGAGAGAGAGAGAGAGAGAGAGAGAGAGAGAGAGUAUGAAGAGUCGCCCAUAGCUCUGGCUCUCUGAGUCGUCUUCUUCGUCAGUCUUCACUCUCAGCCGAAACAGCUCUGGCUCUCUCAUUAUUAUUUUGUAAACAUGUUAUUCUUGAUGAUAAUUUAUUUCAAUUUCCGCAAGUCAUGAAUUCGCUUUCUUCUUCAUUUACUUGAAGAGCUGGAGCCUCAGUGCUACUGAUCCCAAAGCGGAAACGUGUGAUUACUAUGGGCGGUGCCGCGGUGGGAUUCGCUCAAACGUCAAGAGGUUCACUGUGAAACGCGGCAAUUUGGGUGCAGGGCAUAGCAAUUUGAGUGCGCCUCAAGAUGCUCAUAGCGCGGAGAAGAAACCAUUUUUGCUUCCAGAGACGAACAUGCCUUCAUCAUAUGGCCCAAGUCAAAGUGUCACCGAUGGAACUCCUUUAUCAAGCCCCCAUUAUGACAAAUUCCAGGCUCCAUCACUGGGUGCGAAGGAUUUCAUGGAUAUGUCAAGAUGGAUGAUGGCUAUUAACGAUAAAGAAACAUCAGAGGGUUUACUCAAGAAAAGGAAAUUUGAAACAUCAGAGCUAGAAGAACUCAGUGAAAAGAUUGAAUACGUAAAUGGGUUUGCUCCUGCGUAUAGAUAUCAAACUCCAACUGACAUACUACUUCUUGCGGGUGAUCAUGGGCCUUCAGUACCAGCACAUAAACUCUUAUUGGCAACUAGAUCAAAAAUCUUGAACCACAUUCCAAAUUCAUAUGGAUCCAAAGCUCCAUCGAACCAGGUGAACACCAUAACCCUGCAUGAGUUGAAUCAAGAAGAACUUGAGUCUCUCUUGGAUUUCCUCUAUAAUGCGGACCUGCCUGAAGAAAAAAUGAACAAACAUGCCUACUCCUUGUAUGUCGCUGCCAAUAAAUACGGAAUCCCAUACUUAGAGAAGUUUUGUGUGCGUCAUAUGCUCAAGUCUCUGAGUUCAGCCAAUGCUAUUGAUGUUUUGGAGAUUGCGGAUGCUCAUUCCAGUCAAACAUUGAAGGACAAUGUGAUGAACUACAUUGCCAAAAACAGGAGAGACAUAAUUUUCUCUGCUCAAUUUGAGGCCCUUGCACUCAAGAAUCCGAAUUUGUGCGUGCAGAUUUCAAGGGCAUCAUUGAAGGAUGAGAACAAAAAAUCAGUGAUUAAUGUGAAAAAGAAUAUUAACUCAAGCGCAACUAGGGAAGUAUGCAUGAAGCAGAACCUAGCCAUUCGCCGAAGAGACAAAUAAUUAUAAGAGUGAGGAUACUGAUUAGAGAGUCUCUUUUAUCAUCAAUGGCCUUAUACUACUCUUACUAGGACCUACUGCAAACUCCUUUUUCGGACCUAUGUCCAACGAUUAACUUUGGUACACCAUUUCUUAUUUUCAGGUGCUUUCCCAUUAUAUAUGCCUAUUUUCCAAA